UAUGUCUAGCUGUUCUGUAGAACAUAAUAAAAGGGGUGACAGCGAAGUGGUAGCGGACGGAAAUGACAAAGGAGGGUGUGCACCUUUAUAGUCUCUCGAUGCCUUGAUGUAAUAAUGUCAUGACAAUAUAUAAAUACGUUUUUGUAAGCGGUAAGAUUGAUUACCAAUAUGACCGACAGGGAGGUGAUACUGAAUACAUCGGCCGCGGUUGGAAUGUACACCAGGUGCUUUAUUACUCAGGAACCGGAAUUCGUCAUAAAUGAAACAAACGAGGGUGAUUCUAAGAGUUGUCUACCUACUGUCGUAAUGGGAUCUGAUGAUUACUCUCCAUUAUACAAAGUUAUUGCAGUGAUAGUUCCUCUUAUUAUCUUCAUGAUCGGAAUGCUUGGAAAUUUAUUGGUGAUCGUCGUGGUUUCACGUCGGAGAAGCAUGCAGACUCCGACCAACUGUUAUCUUAUAAGUUUAUCGGUAGCUGACUGCCUCCUACUUUUGUCAGCAACACUUCCCUCUAUACCAGAGCCCCUCUUCCGACGAAACCACUGGCCGUGGGGAAGGGCCAUGUGUUCUGUUCUCGUAUUCGUACAAUAUCUUGGCGCCGACGCGUCGGCUCUUUCAAUUACCGCAUUUACUUUAGAGCGUUACAUUGCUAUAUGUCACCCAAUGAAGGCACAAACAAUAUGUACUGCUCGCCGAGCUAAGCGUAUAAUUAUCUCACUCUGGUGCUUUUCUGUGCUUUAUUGCACCCCCUGGCUUGGAUUGACUACUAUGACGUAUAACUUAACCUGCGACGGGUCGGCACCCCUUCAUAGUUGUACAUACAGGUUAGAGCGAGAAUCGUAUCUGUUUUAUUACAUGACGGACUUUUUCAUCUUCUAUGUGUUCCCUUUACUUUUGUCCGGGAUUCUCUACUCGUUCAUUAUCAGGAUACUUUUUAACAAGUCAGCAUUAGAUUCGGACGGAAGCAAAGCUCCGGAAUAUUCCAGCCGUACACGUCAAACGUCCAAUUCCCGGUGCCAGGUGAUACGCAUGUUGGUGGUGAUAGUGGUGGUAUUUGCCAUGCUGUGGCUGCCGUACCGGGCUAUAGUGGUAUAUAACUCCUUAGCAGACUAUAAGUACCUCAACGUCUGGUUCUGGCUCUUUUGUCGCAUCAUGGUGUACAUCAACAGUGCCGUCAAUCCCAUCCUCUACAGUCUCAUGUCGCUAAAAUUCAGAAAAGCCUAUCAUCGGAUACUCUCUUGCAAUCCUCAUUUUAAGAGGCAGUCAUCAGGAACCAUCAACGAGUCUACAACUGCCGCGAACUGGACAAGAAUAUCCCGGCGCAGAAGUCAGCUCGAACACACGUACCUUAUGACCAACAACACGAGGCGCUUCAGCAUGGGUAGACAGAACUGCAGUGCACCGCCGUUAUCAGGACCACGAUCGCGACUGUCACUACAGUCUCUCUAUGUCCAUAAUAACUAUUGCUCACGCAGUGUUGACGUUAUUGACGCCAUGCAGUCCGAAAACUCGGUGUGACGUCAAUGCAGAUUAAGUAACAAAACGCUAGCAAAUUUUGUUAUCCUAUUUCUCUGUUGUAUUUCUACGCGUAUGAUGGAUAUUACCAACAUUUCUCUUGCAAAAUCAUGUUUAUGUAAAUUUUCUUUUUUUCUUUACAUUUUAAAACAAACAAUAUUUGAGAAACACAACUUCUGUUAACUACAGAAUAAUGCCGAUUGAUCUGCUGCCCAGUUUAAGAGAAAGGGCUUCGAUUUAUCCAUCGUCCGAAUUCCAUUUUUAUUAAUCUUUUAAAUCAAAGGCAAAUUUAAUUUCGGCAAAACGACAGUUUCUGGACCGAUUGCUUUAUCCAAUACCUUAUAUUAGUUUGUGGUUUAUCCAAUACCUUAGUUUGUGGUUUAAACACAUCUCAUUAUGAACGAACGCUUGACUAUCAAUGUCAAUGCCAUUCCCCAUACUGUGGUUACUUAGUUACAUAACUAGUUAGUGGUUCUGUUUUUUCCCUUAUUAUACAGAAAUAAAUACGAUUCGAACCUCUGGAAUAUGGAGGACAUGGAAUUGGGCUCGUGUGUUUUUAAACAACGUCUUGAAUUUUUAGACUCUGCAGCAAAAUGAAAUCAGUCCUGCUCAAUCGAUUUUUGUAUAAAGUGU
This is a messenger RNA of Mizuhopecten yessoensis (Yesso scallop), 2145 nucleotides long. RefSeq names its product thyrotropin-releasing hormone receptor-like. Gene Ontology annotation, biological process: G protein-coupled receptor signaling pathway. Gene Ontology annotation, molecular function: thyrotropin-releasing hormone receptor activity. The record is from RefSeq and is a predicted model, not a curated record. Lineage: Eukaryota; Metazoa; Mollusca; Bivalvia; Pectinida; Pectinidae. Bases 169 to 1515 code for a protein of 448 amino acids. Gene Ontology annotation, cellular component: membrane. The transcript has 3 exons.